Neocloeon triangulifer is the source of this 2742-nucleotide messenger RNA. RefSeq lists its product as uncharacterized. The record is from RefSeq and is a predicted model, not a curated record. The transcript is spliced from 12 exons. The coding region runs from base 124 to 2619 and encodes 831 amino acids. NCBI's taxonomy places the organism in Eukaryota, Metazoa, Arthropoda, Insecta, Ephemeroptera, Baetidae.
GCAGCACUUUAACAAUGGCGACUUGAAUAUGGAGAUUUGGAGUGAGGAAAAUUCUCUUCAUCAAAAUUGAAGAAUUUUGCCGAUUUUUCAGCGUCAAAAUAGUUCUUCAUUGAAGGCUGGCAAAUGACAAACUGUUCCAAAUGUGGACGGAAGGCAAAGGACGGUGGCUUACUUUCCCUUUCACUUUUUAGAUUGCCUCUUUCAAGCAAACCCUUGCUUGAUACUUGGCUAGAUUUUAUUGGCGUUGAAGGCUUCAUUCCAAAACCAAGUCAUCGCUUGUGCCAUCUACACUUUCGCGAGGAAUACAUUGAAUUUUCCGUAUCUGAAGGCAAACUCUUAAGACGGUUGCAACCAGGUGCAAUACCUACAGAGGAAGCUCCACCUGAAAAGCGUCGAAAGAGGAAAAAACAGUAUACCCCUGGACCUCGACCAAGAGGACAAGUUAAGAAGCAAAAAAGCAAAAUGGAUUCGUUAGAGGACAUUGAAGUAAUCUGUGAAAGUCCUCCCACUUUGGCAGUUGAAAAAGAAGUCGCUAUGAAUUAUGCAACUAAUGAUCGAGCUUGGAUGGAUGUAGAGUUCUACUCUCUGCUCAAAGAUUACCUGCACAAAGGAAUCAUACCUGAAAGUAUUCCAACCAACAGGAAGAACUUUUUGAUCCAGAGAGCAAAGCAUUACAAAUUGAAGAACGGAGAGAUCAUGUAUGGAGACAAAAUAGUCAUUGUGGAGCCAAAUGAGCGCAACAGAAUCAUUGGCACUGUUCACGUAAACCCUAAAACAGGUGUUCAUUCUGGUGCUAGGAAAGUGUUUGAUGAGCUCCAGAAUCACAUUUACUGGAGGAGCAUGUACAGUGAUAUUGUCAAGUACAUAAGAGCUUGCAAGGAGUGCAUUGAAGAAGUUGAUCUGACUAGGGCAAAGGAAACCCCCUCGGUGGAUAAACCUGGAGAACAAAGCUUUACUUUAGAGAGCACUGAGUGUGCUUCAGACGUCUGUCUUCCUGGACCCUCUUCUGUCCAAAUCCCUGUGGAAGGAAAAUUGAUUCAGCCCACCAAUACACCUAUCCUAAAUGUGGCCAUCAUCAAUCAUCCAACUGGAAUUGGAGACAAACCAAUUUGGAAUUUGCUUGAGUUGAAACUGAUGAGAAUUUUGGGACCAAAUACAAAUGUCUGUGCGCCACUUUUGCUUUCCUUGGCUGAUGACGUCUCUAGGUGGAUGGAUGUUGUAUCAAUCCCUUCCGUUGAUAUUGUACAAGCAUGUGUCAAGUUCAUCAUUUCCCACUGUUCUGUCCUCGGUUUUGCAAAAUUCCACAUUGUUGGCUUUUUACCUGAGGAGCAAACAGAGUUCACUCAACUCUUCCUACAGAGCUAUGCUGACUUGACUACAAAGCUUUGGCCGUACGAGAUUAUUUGCAACACUGAAAUCUGCCCUUGGGUGCAAGAGAAGAUGACUUCCAUCAAUAUUGAAAAUAUUCAAAUAGAAGUCUUGAAGUAUAGACAUGAGGCACAGGUGGAGCUUAAGGGCUGUAGUCCGUCAGAUAAAGUUCUUGGCAGGAAAAUGUUCUUGCCAGAGGCACCGCCAAAAGUAUUUGCACCUGGUAUUGAAGAACUGGUACUUCCAACAGUUGAAGAAAUGUGUGCUGAUCUAGAUGAGCAGGCCGUUCAAGCCGUCCAGUCUCACCUUGCUGCUACGAAGGAGCAAAGAAGCAAGCGUGGAUCAUAUCAGCAUCUCACUAUGGAUAUGAAGAGAGCCAUCACCAUGUACGCCGGCACUCAUGGAAGUUUGAAAACUGCCCAGCACUUCUCUGAUAAGCUCGGAAUCAACGUCAGUGCCAGCACUAUCAGGUGCAUCACCAAACAUUUUAAGGAGAUUUGUGCCAAGGUUGACAAAGCUCCAAAUAAUGUGUGCAAAACAAAGGAGGGAAUCAUUAUCAAAGUGACAAAGGGUCAAAAGCUGGUGAUUCCAAAACAAUAUGCUGUAACCGUUACUCAAGAGUCGUCAUUGACUGACCCUGCAAAUGAGAGUGAAGCUAUUGUAGAGGACGUCAAUGAUACUGGAGCCACGGAAAAGGACAAAAUUGGGACCGAUUGCACCGAAGAGGAAACAGUUGAAACUGGAGCCACUCAAGAGGUCGCAAUUGAGACAAAUAAAGAAGGGCCUACCCCCAGUAAGAAGCCAAAGCGGUAUGGAUCAAUUCUAAGUCCUCAAAUGAGAGCAGAAGUUGCUCAGUAUGCACUGGAACACGGCCAUCAUGAGGCUGUCCUCUACUUCAAGGUUAACUACGACUUGGACUUGAUUCCAAACACGGUUCGUGCCAUGAAGAAGCGAAUGGAGAACAAGAAGUCUCACAUUGAGAUGCUCCAGGAGCACUUGGAGACUUUGGGCGGCAGUCCGAGAGGCCGUCCUGUCAAGCUAGGAAAGCACGAAGAUGCUGUGGUCAAGUGCUUAAAAGAGUUGGCUGAACGAGGUGAAAAGAUGACGUCGUACAUGGCCCUGACUGCUGCUAAAACUGUCAUCACGCAGAGGGAACCUGAGAUGCUCAAAGAGAACGGCGGAACGAUUGACCUCACAAUAGCAUGGGCAAAGGCUUUCAUCAAAAGGCUGGGUUUGAAGAACAAUGCCUAACAAUUUUAAAUUUGCUAAUGUAAAAAGUUAUAAUGUGGCAAAAAUUAUUUGUAUUUAAAGAAAUUUGUUGUAGAAUAAAAUAAAUGCUCAACCUGAUUUGCCAAUAAAAUUAUUGUGUAGUUU